Fusarium sp. VM40 is the source of this 1473-nucleotide messenger RNA. The record is from the annotation of a GenBank genome assembly. Lineage: Eukaryota; Fungi; Ascomycota; Sordariomycetes; Hypocreales; Nectriaceae.
AUGGACGCCGUAACGGCAACUCUGGCUGCCUUUGCGCCAACUGAAGCCGCAGCACACUCCCUCAAGAAAUACGACGCAGCUAUCAAGGACCAUGUCGGAGCCGUGAAGUCAUUAUUAACGAACCAGCGUCAGAUCAUCAGUGCGAAUACUGGCGAAAUACUACGGAACAUUGAUCCAUCGUUUGACUCAAUCGCAUUUCAAGCUAUUCUGCUCUUCUCACUAGAAACUACAACUCCCCCGCCCGGCAUCGACCGACCCAAGCUCCUCGACGAGAUUCUUCGAUUUCUCCUCAACUUUAACCCUCUUCAGAUUCGAUAUGUGGGACUAGGAUUUCGGAAGCUGCUGGAGACCGUUGCGGCUGGGAAACUGCUUACACCAGCUGUUUCUGUAGAGGUUAUAGCUUCUUCAUUAUUGCGAAUGGACCCCACCGGGAGCAUGUUAACCUCGACUCACUUGUUAUUGGCCAAGACCGCCUACCAAACAGCCUGGAUCGAGCCUGUUCUCAAGAUUCUGGACUGCGACACGACCUUUUUUCCUGGCAUGGCUGGCCUGAAAGAUUCCAAACUCCUGUGUGACAGUAGUCUACAUCCUACCUCUUUCAUUUCUCCCGAAACAGGCCUUACCGAGUCCGUAACUAGCAGUACGAUCUUAGAGUACAACCACCUUAGUGCUCUAUGCUACAUGUCACGUCGAGACUGGGCCAAGGCCUUCCGAGCUCUUGAGCGUGUUGUUACGCAUCCUUCAAAAGACAAGGGUGUCAGUAGGAUCAUGGAUGAAGCGUACAAGCGCUGGUUGCUUGUCGGUCUGCUAAAGGAUGGGAGGGAGCCAACCCUACCAUCAUAUACCGCCACAAUAGCUAAAAACACAUACUCAACACUUGGUGGGCCAUACAAGAGCAUUGCUGCUCAGUUCUCUACAACGAAUGUGGAACACUUAUUGGCGGAAAUUAAUGCCAACAAUCAGACCUGGGAAGACAACGGCACUCUGUCGCUCAUUCAGGAAGUGGUUGUGGCAUACCAAAAAUGGCAAAUCAUAAACCUUCGCGAUAUUUACAAGGAGGUCUCCAUUUCCCAACUGCGCCAGUCGACGCUCAGCGCGGAGACGGGCGAGGUUCUCGCCGACGACGAGUCGGCCACACGCCUGGUACAAGGCAUGAUUGAAUCCGGUCUACUAAAGGGCGAGCUACAGCCAGGCACCAACGACAACGAACUCUACCUUCAAUUUCACGACGAUGUCGAAAUCAUGUCAGAGGCAGAGUUCGCUCAAGAGAUCGCCCAGCGCUACCAGAACCUCGAGAGCCUGGGCAGUCAGUACAAGGCAGCCAACGAGCGGCUGAGUAGCACCAAAGAGUACGUUAAGCACGCUGUAAGGGAGCAGAAGAGGGCGGACAAGGACGCGGCCGAUCCUGGAUUAGGUUUCGAUUCGCAAAUCGAAGAUGAAGACCUGAUGACGGGCAUUAUGGCGCAUGGCUAG